CAAACGGUUCUGUUUAUCUGCUGUGACUGAAAGGGUUUUUAUUCUGCCUCUUCUCUUUGAAUGUUCCUUUUAUGAUGAUUAUUUAUGUUUUGAUUUGUUGUGUUGUGAUUUUAAUGUCUGUCUUAUUCUGUAAAGCUCUUUGAAUGACCUUGUGCAUGAACUGUGCUGUACAAAUACGUCCUUAACCUGUUACUUCUCUUAUAAUGUCCCAGGUGCAUCUGUGGCCUCCUGAAGAAGAAGCUUCAGAUCCUGGUCACUCACCAGCUCCACUAUCUGAAGGCAGCUGAUCAGAUCGUCGUCCUUAAAGAGGGUCACAUGGUCGCUAAAGGGACGUACACAGACCUCCAGCACUCGGGGCUGGACUUCACGUCUCUGCUGCAGAUGGAGGAGGAGGAGUCUCACACACCGGCCCCAGAGACACAGAUCAGAACCAGAACCCUGUCCCAGAAUUCAGUGCUGUCUCAGGCCCCGUCCGUGCACUCGGCCAAAGAUGGAGACCAGCUCCCGGCGGAGGCGGUGCAGACUGUGGUGGAGACACGAGCUCAGGGCACCAUCAGCGUCGGCCUCUAUGUGAAGUACCUCAGAGCUGGAGCCAACUGCCUGGUCGUGUUCCUCAUGCUGUUCAUCAACCUGCUCAGGACCUGGAGCUGCUCCCUGAUGAGACUUGACGUUAAUUGGUGACAGAGGUGCCACUCUGAGCGGAGGGCAGAAGGCACGGGUCAACCUGGCCAGAGCCGCGUCUCAGGACGCAGACGUUUACCUCCUGGACGACCCUUUAAGUGCCGUCGACGCUGAGGUUGGAAAGUGUCUGAUCAGUGAGUGACCCUAAUAUAAUGCUAAUGAUGCUAACGCUCGCCCGUUAUAUCCGAGGUUUACUCAAGAACAAGAGCCACAUCCUGGUCACUCAGCAGCUGCAGUAUCUGAAAAGAGCCGACCACAUCAUCGUUCUGAAGGUUUGUGCUUUUAGUUUCAUUUGUCUUUACUUCUUCUGAAUGUGUCCACACAGCAACACGUUUGACUCUACAUGAUCCUGGGGUUUUUAUUUCACUGUUGUCUGUAAAUCGAGAUGUGAACAUUAAUAACAGACAAAUCAGGCGUCUUUUAUCCGUAGCGUUAGCGACAGGUUUGAUUGACAGCGUUGCUAAGCGUCACACUCACUCAUUCACUUCUUUAAAGUCUAUGAUUUUAAAAUAAUAACUGCAAAUCAUCUCAAUCUGACCAGGUCCGGGUUUGACGUCACGUCUUUACCGAACAGUGACGACGAGCUGUGUCCUCGUGCCGUGGAGCCACAGCAGCCUCCUCCAGCAGGACGAGCUCCCGGUAAGUGCUUUUUAAAAGGUGUUUGGGGUCAUGUUUGUCUGAGAGCUGCACACUCGCUCCCUCUCUCUCCUCCUCUCCUUCUCUUCCCCCAUUUCCCCACUCCCUUCCUCUUCCUCCACAGCAUGUGUGUAAAUCUGUCUCUUUCAGAUGGUGCAGACGCUCGAGUCGUCUGCAGCAGAGGCAGCCCCGUCUGUUUGGACCACUCCUU
Molecule: messenger RNA, 1528 nt
Organism: Periophthalmus magnuspinnatus
Lineage: Eukaryota; Metazoa; Chordata; Actinopteri; Gobiiformes; Gobiidae
Product: ATP-binding cassette subfamily C member 4-like
Exons: 5
Coding region: 316-681 (121 amino acids)
Source: RefSeq, a predicted model, not a curated record